UACAACUUCCAGAUAACGUUCUGAGCCGCGCCGCGUUCACGUGUGAAUUUUACUGGAAACUAAAAAGUGCACUGAGAAGAUGAGGGCAAUUUUGAUUCUAAGCGCCUUUUGCGCAAUAUCUUGUGCCUCGGAUUUCGUGGAUAAUCCCGACGUUGAGCUGCCAUCGUAUAUGCGCAUUUGCAACCGUGACGACCCUGAACUUGGACGCUGUAUCAAGGAUUCCAUCCAGAGGCUACUUCCGGAGUUGCAUAAUGGUAUUCAAUCGAUCGGAUUUCCCGCCAUCGACCCGUUUAGCCAGGAGAGUAGCUACUUCGAGUACAAAAAUGAUCAGAUCUAUGGAUCGCUGCACAUCAAAAAUGCCAAAACGUACGGAAUGAGCCGUGCCCUCAUCCGAGACGUGCGUGCCACCGCUGAAGAUGAUGCCUUCCGAAUGGAGGUGGAUGUAAAUUUUCCGAAACUGAUCACAGAGGGGAAAUUCAAAGGAGAAGGUCGCUUCAACUCUAUCAAGGUUACAUCGAAGGGAUACUUCAAUAUCACCACUUCAAAUGUAUCUACUACAUGGAAAAUAACUGGUAGUACCACCGAGCGAAAUGGUGAGGAAUAUAUGUUCAUAAAUAAGUUCGAUAUGACUCCGGAAGUUGGUGAUAUGAAAAUCUACGCUACUGGAUUGUUCCCCGAUCCUGGUUUGAAUCAAGUAGCACUCGACUUUGUGAAUCAAUACUGGCCGGCUCUCUACAAACAGAUGCUUCCCGAAACACGACGAUCCUGGGAACCAAUUAUGCUCGAAGUUAUCAACAAAAUGUUCGACAGGGUCCCCUAUCGACGACUGCUACCCAAAGCAGAAUCUAGUUAAAUUUUCUUUCAAACAAUUUUUUGUACUGUUGUUGAAUAAAUAUGAUCCUUAAAUUUCGUUUAA
Messenger RNA from Toxorhynchites rutilus septentrionalis, 916 nucleotides. Its product is annotated as putative beta-carotene-binding protein. The transcript has 5 exons. NCBI's taxonomy places the organism in Eukaryota, Metazoa, Arthropoda, Insecta, Diptera, Culicidae. The record is from RefSeq and is a predicted model, not a curated record. The coding region runs from base 80 to 853 and encodes 257 amino acids.